Gaeumannomyces tritici R3-111a-1 is the source of this 3329-nucleotide messenger RNA. RefSeq lists its product as hypothetical. The transcript is spliced from 4 exons. Bases 1317 to 2714 code for a protein of 465 amino acids. The record is from RefSeq and is a predicted model, not a curated record. Gene Ontology annotation, molecular function: protein dimerization activity. NCBI's taxonomy places the organism in Eukaryota, Fungi, Ascomycota, Sordariomycetes, Magnaporthales, Magnaporthaceae.
ACGAUUUCUCCCACCGACAUGCAAUUUUUCUCCCAAAAGACCAUCAGGGGCUCAACAGCAACAUGUUACAAGACCUCCCCAGGCGCAAUGGCAAAGUCAGGCCAUCUCGAGCCCUUUGGAACCAUUUCUUCCAAUCGGCUCGACUCGCCCAACUCCAUUUCGGCGCAUGCAAAGUGGGCCAUCCCUGUCACCCUCCUCAGAGCUCGACGCUGCGCUGCGUUGAUUGAAUUUGGCUGUCCUUUGGCGGGCUCGACUUUUUGACUGCCAGAACCAGGAGGUCUCGAGGUACCGACCAGCCGUCGAGGCUUGCGGAGACGAAUCAACCUUGGCCAGAGACCAGUUUUCGUUUUUUGCAAAUGACGCUGCAACGUUUGCCAUUGCUCAUCCGUCAGCCUCUUCCAUGAUCACGCUUGCAUCGCCAGCAAUCUUUACCGACAAGCUGUCGCCGUCCCUCCAACUUUAUUCGCGUGCAGGCGUAUCCAACCAGCCCCCUUCUCUGGUGGCGCAACAUCAGCCAAACGUCGUGGUUGUGCUCGCAUACGGUGACCACCAAUACCCACCACCACCAGCUGCCGCGGAGGCACCUAGCUAGCAGCCCAGGAGCGUAUUACCGAGCCAUAGAUAUCUCCACAAGCUGUCGACAUUGAUUGUUGCGCUCUCGACAUCCUUGACCUCGUUUCCUUGUCUCUGCUGCUCCCCAGCGAUCUCAAUCGCCCCUCGACUCUUCUCUCUGAACCUGGACUCCUUCUCUCUUCCGUCUUCGGCGCAGCUUGGUUCACCGUGUUGGGGCUCUGCGAACCUCGCUACAAGGGCGCCCAUUCGUUACCAUCGCCUCUCAGGCUGGGUCAUGCGCUCGUGCUGCUUGCGCAUCGCAUUCUAUCCUGCCCCGAACAACGAAACCGACCGAGCAUCCAUUCAUCCAUAAGCUCACGCCACCUCGCACCCUCCUCGACCCCAACGGCGAUCGAACGAAAACAGAGCCCACUCGCACCUCAUUGUAAAAGAGACGAACGAGCACCUCCAACCUAUUUGUCGACUCCGUCACCUGUGCCAUCGCACGAGGCUCGGCACGACCGGCGUACUACAUUCUCAACAUUGCGGCGGUUGCACUAGGCGGUACUGGAUUGUUUGUCUCACAAGGGCCCGAAAGCGAUUGCUGCCCAAGCAUCCUGCCGAUGGGCGAGGCGUUGCACCGGACCGUCGAAGCUUGUCAAACCAUUCCGUGCGCAUUUGAGGCGGGGAAGACGCUAGGGGCUGGUUGACAGAACACCUGGCGACGGCGUAGCAAGGAGCGAGCGGGAGCCGUCGACGCCACCAUGGAUCCGAAUCUCAUGAGACACAUCGAGUAUUUCUCGGUGCCUAAUAAUCAGACCGGCAAAUCGAUCGACCGCGCUGGCGCAUCGCGCCCGGCCGCGCCGCAACCCCUUUCGCCAUGGAACACAAGUUCUCUGGACCCCGCGAACCAGCAGCACAGCACCGCCUCGUUCGAGGCCUACCAGCAGGCCCAAAACCAGGCUGUUGGCGGGAUAUCCUUUGACCCCCCUGAACGGCAGCGGCCCCUCUAUAGCCAAGGCCCGAGACAAAUCCUGCCGACACGUACCUCCAAUCCGGCGAGAGAUAGACACGACAGGAAGCGAUCAAAGCUCAGCACCGACGCAACACCUUUCGACUCGGUAGACUAUUGGCUGCAGUUCGAUAACAAUGAGGAAGGGAUUCCAGAGGAAUCGGCGGCGGAUUCGGCGGCCAAGGCUGAAACCCAGGCCAAUUCGGCUAAACAGGGAGCUGCGGACGCGGACAGGCAACGAAAAAGCAGGCCAUCCGCGUCGAGGCAGGUCUCGCAGUCAAACCUAGGAGCGACUGACGAAGGUGUUGAUGAUAGUGCGCUUGACAAUGCUCUUUCCGAUGACGAAGAUGAGAACUUCUCCAAUAUCAACCUCGCGGAGCAUCUUUCGAAAAUAGACUCGGUCGCGCCCUCGGAGGUGCCACAGCGUGAGGGCUUGUACUCGACACCGCUGAGCUGGGAGAGGCCACAGCCAGGCUUGAGGAUGGAUUCAAUCAUGAGCAUCCAGAGUCCAGCCACCCUCGACCAAGCAGAGCAACGGCGGUUGAUUGCGAUAGCGAUGAACCCCGGACCAUCUUCGGGAGGACUUGGCUCGAGCAUCGCCGGCCACUAUCAGUACGACCUAGGCCUAGGACCAGCCAUGGGGUCUAGCAUGAGCGCGGCGAUGAGCCAGAUUGUGAAUAUUAGUGGCACCCAUCCUCAGGCGGCGCGGCCAGGCGCAAUGUACCCACCCUAUCACCCACCCCGCGAGGGGAGCAUGAACGACAAGGGAAAGGACAAGGCUGUCAAGCCCGGAGACCGCACGGCCCAUAACGAUAUCGAGCGCAAGUACCGGACGAAUCUCAAGGACAAGAUUGCGGAGCUCAGGGAUGCAGUCCCGGCGCUUCGGACGAUACCAGAAAACGACGUGGACGACGGGGACGAAGGAGGUCAGCCGUCUCGCGGCCCCAAAGUUAGCAAGGGCGCUGUUCUCACCAAGGCGACGGAGUACAUCCACUACCUGGAGAAGAAAAACAAAGCGAUUGUGCAGCAGCACCAGGAGCUCUCGAGGAGACUUCAGGCCUUUGAGCAACUUCUCAGCGCGACAGCACGCCCGACUUACCAGAUGCCGAACUAUAGCAGAACGCUAUUCGACCCAAGAGCGUUCUGUUGAAGCAAAGUUAGAUUUACCCCACCCGGUUUGGCGGACAUUCAAACUGUACAUAUUACGACCAUACACGGCUCUUUAUUAUACCGCAUUUGCAAUGCCGUUAUCUUGUUGUUGAGGUCAUAGUGGGAUCUGCGUCUUCGGUCCAGGCGACGACGCGUUCCGCCUAUCGUCACUGUAUCACGAACGAGAAAGGAGGUCCCGAUUCCGUCCACCCAUCCCUGCCCUGUCUUUGAUUCAUGGCUAUACACAUACACACGCAUAUACCGUUAGAAGCCUGUCAGCCUACACUUCAGGUAAAUAUGUGCUUGGCUGUUUUACUUUUACUCCACUGCAUUUUUUUUCUGCAAUACAAAAGGGGAUAUAUCGAGGCAGAAAAUGUGAGUUUAGCAGGGAUCCGGCGCAGGCGAGCCGUCUGUAUUCACGUUUACUUUCUACCUACUUGUUGGUGUCUUGAUAUAAUCGUUAUUCAUCCGAAGAUGAGCAAAGGGGGGUCUAGUUUGGGCGAACCAUAGGGCCCUGGCUUGGAAUGGAAGGCCAUGUUUAUUCAAUCACCAAAUCAUAUUGGGACUCGGAUGCCUCCUUUCUGCGUGCCUCCUUUUUCACUUGCUUUUUUUUUUU